AUGGGAUUUCUGUCCGCAUUGAUGAUUGCCGAUUUUGAUCUCGUUACGGCGUCCAAGAAUGUCAGGCAGGGCUUCAUAAACCAUGUUUUGGACAUCAUGGACGUCAAGAAGAGAGACCGUAUCAAAUCUGUGGUGGGUAUCCGGGACAAGCUUGAGCCCUUUGUCGGUAAUCCAUUUCGUGCCUUACCGACAGUGCUGUUUGCGACUCGGUUGGGCAACUCAAUGGACCUUGUUGCAAAAUUCCGGAACGUCAUGACCAAUGUCUAA
Messenger RNA from Clonostachys rhizophaga, 267 nucleotides. Lineage: Eukaryota; Fungi; Ascomycota; Sordariomycetes; Hypocreales; Bionectriaceae. The record is from the annotation of a GenBank genome assembly.